Messenger RNA from Daktulosphaira vitifoliae (grape phylloxera), 1778 nucleotides. It is a transcript of the gene Fntb, whose product is annotated as protein farnesyltransferase subunit beta. Gene Ontology annotation, biological process: protein farnesylation. Gene Ontology annotation, cellular component: protein farnesyltransferase complex. Lineage: Eukaryota; Metazoa; Arthropoda; Insecta; Hemiptera; Phylloxeridae. The transcript is spliced from 3 exons. The record is from RefSeq and is a predicted model, not a curated record. Gene Ontology annotation, molecular function: protein farnesyltransferase activity. The coding region runs from base 270 to 1463 and encodes 397 amino acids.
UUAUAAAUAUCUCUCUUAUAGUAUAUUUUAGAAAUAAACGUAAUGUAUGUUGUAACUACUUAAUUAUUUAGUCCUGAAGUUAUAAGUACCAUGAAGUAUUUGUUAACUUUUGAAUAGUAUCAGAAUUCAAUUCCUAGUAACUAAUUUUGUAGCCUAAUGUUUUGUUAACUUAUUAAAAAAGAUUUUUUCGAAUGUGAUGUUAUCUUAAUAAUUAAAUUAUUUUUCUAUUUAUUUUAAAAUCAGAAGUAUUCAGUGUAACUGUAAUAGUUAUGGACAAAUUUCUGUCUGUCAAACGUAUUGAAUUUGAUAAUGAAACAAUUGAUACAAGUUCAUCAGCUAGCCAGUUGCAAGUAGAGAAAAAAAUUUCUAAAUUGUUUGAAUUAUUUUGCUCAAAAGCAGAAUGUGAUCCUGAUGCACCUAUAUUAAAUAGAGAAAACCACUUAUCUUAUAUUAGAAAUCAUAUGUUCACAAUUCCUCAAAACUAUGAAUGUUUAGACUCUAGUCGACCAUGGUUAUGUUACUGGUUGUGCCAAUCACUUGCUCUACUGAAUUAUGAACUUUCACUAGAAGAAAAGUCAAAUUUUAUUAAUUUUUUAUCUAAAUGUCAACAUGAAAAUGGUGGUUUUUCCGGAGGCCCUAAUCAAAUGCCUCAUUUAGCACCAACAUAUGCUGCUGUAUGCGCAUUAUGUUUAAUUGGUACAGAUGAUGCUUACAAAGUAAUCAAUAGAAAGAAAUUAUUUUCUUUUUUGUCUUCUUUACGUACUCCUAAUGGAUCAUUUCGCAUGCAUAAGUAUGGAGAAUGUGAUGUUAGAUCAAUUUAUUGUGCAAUAACUGUAGCACGAUUAACCAAUAUUUAUUCAGAUGGCCUUUUUGAUGGAAGUGCUCAGUGGGUAAUUAGAUGUCAAACAUAUGAAGGUGGAUUUGGUGGUGUACCAGGUGUAGAAGCUCAUGGUGGUUAUACUUUUUGUGGUUUUUCAGCAUUACUUCUACUUAAUGCUAUUAAUAUGUGUGAUACAAAAGCUCUUCUACGUUGGAUUGUUAAUAAACAAAUGUCAUUUGAAGGAGGAUUCCAAGGUAGAACAAAUAAACUUGUUGAUGGAUGUUAUUCAUUUUGGCAAGUAGCUAUUUUUCCUGUGUUAACAGAAAUGUUAAAGUCCGAAGAAAAUCAAAAAUUAUGGACAUUGUAUGAUUACAAAGCUCUUCAAGAAUAUGUUUUAAUAUGUUGCCAAAAUAAAUAUAGUGGUGGUCUCAUUGAUAAACCAGGAAAACCUCCUGAUGUAUAUCAUACAUGUUAUGUACUUAGUGGAUUGUCAGUAUCACAGCAUGCAAAAAAAAAUGGUUUUUGUAUUGUAGGUAAACCAGAAAAUAUUUUAAAUGAAAAUAACUCUGUAUACAAUAUUGAAGUUACGUGUUUGGAAAAAGCAUUACACUAUUUUAACAACACACCACCUAUUAAUCAGUGAUAAAUUUGAGUUUUUAUUUAAAACUUUAUUUCAAGUUAAGUUUAAAAUUCUAGUAAAGUUCAAACUAUCAAUACCAUACAAUCUAAAUUUUAUAGAAUCUUUUGUAUUUUUGUAUUUAAUUUUUUAUGAUUGUCUUCUUAUUAAUUAACACAAAAUAUGGGUUUUUAAUAAAAACAAAAGUGUUUAAUAAUCUUUAUUAUGUAUUGGGGUCUGAUUGUUUAUAAAUUAAAAAUAAUAUAAUUCAUCAUUUUUUUUUAUUUAUAGAAUAGUAUUAUUGGUGAAAAAAAUAAUAAAAUAAUUAUCACACGAGGGUAA